Corticium candelabrum is the source of this 3787-nucleotide messenger RNA. RefSeq names its product protein SFI1 homolog. Gene Ontology annotation, molecular function: phosphatase binding. Bases 3 to 3428 code for a protein of 1141 amino acids. The record is from RefSeq and is a predicted model, not a curated record. NCBI's taxonomy places the organism in Eukaryota, Metazoa, Porifera, Homoscleromorpha, Homosclerophorida, Plakinidae. The transcript has 35 exons.
GAAUGAAUUCAUCGCGCGUUCGUGGCGGCCUCAAAGACACAAGAGAAAAUACGAGUUGGAAGAAGGAAUUUAUGAAAUCAAGGAUUCCACGUCCACUGAGACUUACAUCAAAACAGCAACAAACUACGUUGUCUCGUGCCAAGCAUGUUGAAGUCGAGGUCGGACAAGAUCAACUGAAAAUAACCAACCUGCGAGAAAGAGUAUUGGCCAGGAAAUAUGUUGCUCUGUGGCAAACAGUAACUUUUGGAAGCAGCCGGUUUCAGAAAGCAAGGAAGUUUUGUGAGAAGAAUUGUGUGAAACAUGCACUUGCUCAAUGGAUCGAUUUAUGGUGGACCAGUAGAAGAGAGUGGAAGCUAAUGAUCAAAGCUGACUGCCACGUGAGAUAUGAAUUAUGGAGAAAGAUGUGGGAUGGAUGGAGGAGGCACACAGAAUUAUCAAAGAAGUCAUCAACUCUUAAACAGCAAGCAGAUCAUCAUGCAUGCAUAGUAUUGACAAGAAUGGCACUCAGUGGUUGGCUGUCGUAUUGGAAAAUACAGAAAAUAAAGUCAUCCUUGUAUCAAACUGCCUCGGAUGUUUGUAAUGGGAAUGUUUUGAGGAACAUGUUUGGCAAAUGGAAAGCAGAGAAACAGUUGGUGUGUCAGAGAAAUGCUCAGAGAGCUUUGGCAGCUCACUUGCAAUGCCGGAACGGUAUAGCACAAACGUGGAAACGAUGGACAGAGGAAUAUCAGUGUAGACAAUCUGCCAGAGAAAGAAUGGACAAACUGUUGAAAUUUGCAUAUCAAAAGUUAGUUUGGAGAUUGUGGCAAUGCUGGAGACUGUACAUUGAUGGACAAAGAAUAUGUCACAACCGAAAAGGUCUGGCUCAUCAGUUUAGAAAGACACAGUUGUUGCAUUGUUGCUGGUCAUUGUGGGUGACGAAGAAAAUUGAGGCUCAAACUCAGAAGCGGCUGCAACAGCAGAUGACUUGGUUGGGUCGCAAGUUUUGUCAAAGAUUAGCUCUAGAGAAAUGGAAGCAUUAUGUGACACGUUGUCGUUCAGUGGCAAAACUCAGAGAUGAUGUUGAAAGAUUUCGACGAAAAUGUCUGCUGAGACAAGUGUGGAGCUGCUUCGUUAAGAACACAAUACGUCAGCAGGUGGAGCGUCGUCGAGUGCGGGCAGCACAGAAUGCCUACUCACAUUUGUGUGUUCGGUCUGCAUUGAGGACAUGGCUGCGGAGAUGCGAAAUACGCGAGGAAACAAAAGCCGGAAGUACCCUUCACAUAGCAAGAAAUCACUGGAAGAACAAAGUGUUGAAGAAAUGCUUAGCUGACUGGAAGAUGUAUGUCACUCUCAGUAAGGAACAAGCGUUAAAACUGUCGUCUGCACACUCGACGUACGUUGCUCGUACUCUGCCACGGUACUUUCAUGCUUGGCGCUUUUAUAUUGAUAAGCAACACGUUGAACAAGAGUGUGUUGAAAUUGCUGUGGACUUCAGAAGACGGACGUUGCUUGCUCAAGGUUUUUAUGGUUGGUUAACUGCAGCAAGGCUCAUUCUAGAUGUUGGAGUUUUACAGAGACUUGCACUGUUACAACAGGAAGCCGUUCUCAAAAGGCGUUGGUUUUCCGAGUGGCAAAGGAAGACGGCUGAGCACAGAAAAGCUGCCAUGUCUGAUAUGUUAUCAGAAAAGUUUCUCGAGCAAAAACGUAUGCGAGAUGUUUUUCGUCAUUGGCAGUUAUACUUAGAGAGAAAGACUGGACGACGGCGAUUAAGCGUUUUGGCUUUGAAGCAUCGAGAACGGUGCCUGUUGUCGCCAGUGUGGGUUGUGUGGAAGAAAUAUGUUUGCUCUCAAAGAACGAAGAAUAGUGUGACACGGUUGGCUUUGAAUCACUACGAAACUGUUAUAAAGGAGAAAGCAUUGGCAGAGUGGAAGGACUAUUGCCAUCAAUGUGCUCAGGAUGUAGCCAAAUGGGAGCUUGCGGUUCGUCUAGAUUCUAACCUUGUUGUGAGGUGUGCAUUUAAACGUUGGUAUACGAAUGUUUGCUUUAUCCAUCGUUUGAAGUCUAUGCAAUCAGCAGCUGAACGAUUGAGAGGAGAAGCUGUAGUACGCUGUACUUGGAGAGCUUGGACAACACGAACCACAGUAAGUCAAGAAACGAGGAGUCAAGCAGAAUGCCUUCUAAAUAGUUACUUGAGAGAGUCACAAAUGAGUCUAGUCAAUCGAACGUAUAGGAAAUGGCACCAGAAAACAAGCAACAGGUUUGCUUGUAAGAAGGCUGCCAGUCAUUUGGAGAAGACCUUGUUGAGGCGAAUGUUUUCAUCGUGGUUGCUUUCAAGGCAGUUGUGUAGUCGCAACAAGUUGUACGUAUGUAUGGCUGAUGACACACGAUGCCAGCAGUUGCAAGCUAGUUUGCUAUCUCUGUGGAAACGGCAGCUUCAAGAUAGAAAGAGUUGGCACCACAAAGAGAGAACUGCAUUGUGGUAUUGGAGUCAACAGUUGCAGAGAAAAGUCAUCCAUACUUGGCUUGACUACGCUGCUAGUCAGCAACACUUUCAAGAGCGAAUCCAAUGUGCACUGUCUCUUCGACGUGACCAUUUUAUCAAACGAGCUGUUGUGUGUUGGAUAAAAUUUGCAACGACGAGGCAAGCAGAAAGGAAGUCUAUUAAUCUAAAACGACAAAUCGAGUCUGCUCAGUCAGCUGUGAUGUAUGCUCAUCAUUGUGGACAACGAUGGUUACAAGCUACCAGAUCCAAAUCGGGUAGACGGAAAGAGUCAACCUUAGCUGGAAACCAACUUUCAGGCUUGCCUACUGAUGCACAUGCCUACACUGAACCAGCUACUCUCAGUUUUUCGAAACGGAGACCUCCUAGGUCUUCAAGAGGCUCACUCUGGGCCAGACCAGAGGCAUUAGAGACUAAUGAGUUGUAUCCCGAUGUGAGAGGUCACCAAAGUGAGAUCAUUCAGCAUCUUCCGUCUACACGAACAAUUGUUGAAACAACCGUUUCAGAGUCUGACUUUCCAGUUGUGUCAGAUGCUCCUGUUGCCUUGCCAUCAACCUGUAGUGCUUUUCAACAUCCAGCUGCAAGUGCCAGCAGUACCGAUCAAGAUUGUGGUAUGUCUACGUUUGUGUUCCCUGUUAUCGGUGAAAAGAACAGAGCGGCAGCUCGCCGACAUGAUGGUUAUGAUGUCAAUGCAUUGCUACAACUGAAACACGAUCUUAAAUGUUACCAUGAGGAGAAAGAGAAAAUGCGGGAGCUUGCUGCUGUUGUUGAAGAACUCAGGGCAAAGGAACAUUUGAGUGAGAGUGAGAACAAACGUCUACAGAAGGCAAACCAAGAUCUGCUAACCCUUGCCGCUGUACAAGAGAAGAAGUUGCCCGUCGUUUUGAAAAUGACCGAUCUUGUUACAAAACUCACAACAGCCACUGUAAUUGACAAUUCAUGUUUAUAGGUAAGUCAUACAAACGUAUAGAAGCAGUUUGUAACACAGGAGGUUUAGUAGUUGGAAUCAAACUCUAGACCACGGACAAUGGGCUUGUAUCAUGACAGAAGUAAGUGUUAGGCCACAAGAAUACAAGUACUUGUCUGACAGUUUUAUGCUAAAAAAAUCUAUGUGCGCAUGCGCAUUUUAUUUUUACUAUUAAGUAGUAUAAACUCUAAUGCAUAGAAACGUACUAAUAUAUCUCACCUAAUACAAGCAGCAUUCCUCAAAGUCGUAUGGGAACGAACUUGGUCGAGUUCAGAUAUGUUACAAGAAGUAUUAUACAAACUUAAACCACAAGUUUUGAAAUUUAAAAUUUAAUCUAAUUA